AUGUCAUCGGAACAGCAGCCGGAGCAGACUGCUAAUGUAGACACGUCUAUGAAAAUUGCGCUAGCAAUCGCAUUAAUACGAUCAAAGCUUCACAAGGCGACGCCGCCGUCACAUCCUCCAGUCGAUCAGCUUCCUUCAACCUCUAAAUCCGACGCUGAAAAAUGGAAACGGAAGGCGAAGGAACGAAAACAAGAGCUCCUUAGACUGAAAAAUGACAUCAAGGAGGCUCAAGAUGAUUCGACGUAUGAUUUAUUUCCACCUAAUGCCACUUGCAAGUGCUAUUUCUUUGAUAAUUUCGGGAAGUUAACCACUGAUAGGCUUGAAGAUGAUUGUCGUGAGAGGUACUGUGAUGUUCUUCGGCGGAGAUUUCUCAGACAAGUUCAAUCACGUGAAAGAAAAAGAAGAAGAGAUGAUUCGACGACACGAAGACUGUGCUACUCUGAUUGUAAUAGUGAAGAUGAAAUUGAACAGCUUAGGGCUUCGGUGGAUUUUCUAGUGGAAAUUUGUGGAACAGAUUUUCCUGUUAAAUCAUCUAGGUUUUCCAGCUGGUCACACCAAGCUGUUGAUUUUAUUUUAGUUACAAUUCAUUUUUCUUAUUUGAUUCGAUUUCCUCUUGCAGAAAAUGAUCUUCACCACUAUGUUCAACAUGUGAUUCGCAAACUUGGGAGAGAGCCAUAUAUUGGACAACGCGUGAUAUUUUCAGUUUCCCAGAGAAUUUCUGUCUUAGUGGAAAGUUUGCUGCUCAUGGAUCCUUUUGAUGAUGCAUUUCCUAGGAUUCAUUGUUCUAUGUAUACAAUGAUUCAGCUCAUUGAGUUUCUUGUAUCAGAUUAUCAACGGGCUUGGUGUGAUUCUGAAGAUAUCGAUAUAGGGUUGUUUGAGGACUGGGUAACAUCAGUUCUUCAUGCAAGAAAGCGACUAGAGAUUUUGGAAAGUCGAAAUUCUCUGUAUAUGAUAUACAUGGAUCGAGUUAUAGGGAACAUGGCUAAACAAGUGAGUCAUACUUUCGCAUUCCAAAAGCUCAACCCUAAUGUUUUGGAUAAGUUGUUUAUCUAACCAACAAAACUGAUACAACGGGAACUAGAAAUUGAUCUAAUG
This is a messenger RNA of Impatiens glandulifera, 1095 nucleotides long. Its product is annotated as protein MULTIPOLAR SPINDLE 1. The coding region runs from base 1 to 1053 and encodes 350 amino acids. The transcript has 9 exons. NCBI's taxonomy places the organism in Eukaryota, Viridiplantae, Streptophyta, Magnoliopsida, Ericales, Balsaminaceae. The record is from RefSeq and is a predicted model, not a curated record. Gene Ontology annotation, biological process: meiotic spindle organization; meiotic DNA double-strand break formation.